UGUGCAGGCAAGACAACGCUUCUGGGAGGGACCAACCCCACCUCUCAGGGACCAGCCCAGCACUAUACAUAAGGUGCUGCCUCUGACCUGGGCUUUCCAUCCCCUGCACUGCAGCAAUGGCUCUAAUUCCGGACAAGCCGACCAUCCCGUACAGCACUGCCAUCCCAGGAGGACUCCGCCCGCACACGUGGGUGAAGAUUCAGGGCUCGGUGCCAGCGACGAGCACAGGCUUCCGGGUAAAGUUCAUCUACGGUCAGUAUGAAGGGGCCAACGUGGCCUUGCUCUUCAACCCCCGCUUUGAGGGCUCCCCCCACAUCAUCUUCAACAGCUUGGUGGAGAGAAAGUGGGGCCAGGAGGAACGGAAGGAAAACAUCCCCCUCCGCAAAGGGAAGAGCUUCACGCUGAGGUUCACCACCACCACCAAAGGGUACGAGGUGACCCUGAACGAGCGUCAUCACUACGAGUUCCGGCACCGCCUCGCGCCGGAGCGCGUGCGCUUCCUGGAGGUGGACGGCGACGUGAAGCUGGAGGCUGUCAGCUGGGAAGGGGGUGGCAGUUACUGGAACUGCCUCCCGCCGGUGCCCAGUUGGGGAGCCUCCCGCGUGUAUUAGACGGCGCACCCCCCCCGCCCCGCCCUCAAGAAGACGGUGUGAUGGUGCCUCCCAUAAGGCUUUAUGGAGAUAUGCUUAUGAAUGUAUAUAUGACAUAAUUAUGCCAUGUAACAUAUCUCUGUAAAGGUUAUGAUCUACUGAAUCUAUUAAUCCUAUUUGUAUGCAUGUUUCAUUU
Chelonia mydas (Green sea turtle) is the source of this 786-nucleotide messenger RNA. RefSeq names its product galectin 7 (gene LGALS7). Lineage: Eukaryota; Metazoa; Chordata; Testudines; Cheloniidae. The transcript is spliced from 4 exons. Gene Ontology annotation, molecular function: carbohydrate binding. The record is from RefSeq and is a predicted model, not a curated record. The coding region runs from base 117 to 611 and encodes 164 amino acids.